This is a messenger RNA of Triplophysa rosa, 4917 nucleotides long. It is a transcript of the gene camk2g2, whose product is annotated as calcium/calmodulin-dependent protein kinase (CaM kinase) II gamma 2. The coding region runs from base 331 to 2199 and encodes 622 amino acids. Lineage: Eukaryota; Metazoa; Chordata; Actinopteri; Cypriniformes; Nemacheilidae. Gene Ontology annotation, molecular function: calmodulin binding; calcium/calmodulin-dependent protein kinase activity; ATP binding. Gene Ontology annotation, cellular component: cytoplasm; neuron projection. Gene Ontology annotation, biological process: protein phosphorylation. The record is from RefSeq and is a predicted model, not a curated record. The transcript is spliced from 23 exons.
UGUAAACAUAGAGCUGCAGGAGCGCGACGUCGUUUUAAGAUUUUCGCGUCGCGUGCUCGCAGCGUGCACAGGGGUGUCACUUCCAUCUCCUUUCUCGACGUCGACGGAGAAAAUCUCGCGUGGCUGGCUGCUUUCUCUCCACCUCCACGGCUCCACCAACAAACAGCACAGCACCACUUACCAGCAGCACCUCUCUCUUCCUUCUCUUCUCCCCCGCCUCCUCUUUCUCGCUCUCUCUCCCUUUCUCUUUGAGUGAGCGAGAGAUCUCCCGAAACCUGGUCGAGGAGCACCCGGAUACAUCAGAGAGGCGACAUCCUCCUAAAGCGCAACAUGGCUACAAUCGUAACCUCCACCAGAUUUACAGACGAGUAUCAGCUGUACGAAGAGCUCGGAAAGGGUGCCUUCUCUGUUGUCCGCCGAUGUGUAAAGAAAUCAACAGGCCAGGAAUAUGCUGCAAAGAUCAUCAACACAAAAAAGCUGUCAGCUAGAGAUCAUCAGAAGCUGGACAGAGAAGCUAGGAUCUGUCGUCUCCUCAAGCACCCCAACAUAGUGCGUCUCCAUGACAGUAUCUCAGAAGAAGGCUUUCAUUACCUCGUCUUUGACCUUGUGACUGGUGGAGAGCUGUUUGAAGACAUUGUCGCACGAGAAUAUUACAGCGAGGCAGAUGCAAGUCAUUGCAUCAAUCAGAUCCUGGAAAGCGUCAGCCACAUCCACCAGCAUGACAUUGUGCACAGGGACCUCAAGCCUGAGAACCUGUUGUUGGCCAGUAAGAUGAAGGGGGCAGCAGUGAAGCUGGCUGACUUUGGUCUCGCCAUCGAGGUGCAGGGAGACCAGCAGGCCUGGUUUGGUUUUGCAGGCACUCCUGGAUAUCUGUCCCCUGAAGUCCUGAGAAAGGACCCCUAUGGCAAGCCGGUGGAUAUCUGGGCCUGUGGUGUGAUCUUGUAUAUUCUUCUUGUGGGUUACCCUCCCUUCUGGGAUGAAGACCAACAUAAGCUCUAUCAACAGAUCAAGGCUGGAGCGUAUGAUUUUCCAUCACCAGAGUGGGACACCGUUACCCCAGAGGCCAAAAACCUCAUCAACCAGAUGCUGACCAUCAACCCAGCGAAGAGAAUCACUUCUGAUCAAGCGCUCAAGCAUCCGUGGGUCUGCCAACGGUCUACUGUUGCCUCCAUGAUGCAUCGACAAGAGACCGUCGAGUGUCUGCGCAAGUUCAACGCCCGCAGAAAGCUGAAGGGGGCUAUUAUCACCACCAUGCUGGUGUCCAGAAACUUCUCAGUGGGUCGGCAGCACACCGCCCCAGCCACCCCUACCACCAGCACAGCUGCACUGGCACAGGAAGCGUGCAAAAGUUUAAUGGCCAAAAAGUCAGAUGGCGUCAAGCCACAGACAAACAACAACAAAAACAGUGUAGUAAGCAGCAGCACCAAAGACAGCAGCAUAUCAUCCACUGCACCAAUGGAACCACAGACCACUGUCGUGCACAAUCCAGCCAAUGGCAUCAAGGGCUCUACAGAGAGCUGCAACACCACAGAAGAGGAGGACAUGAAAGGUAGGAAAGCAUCGGUGGGCGGGGAUAGCAAUGACAGUGCAGUGGUCAGCCAAUGCAGUGCCUCUGAGGAGCCAACUCCUCAGACUGAGACUCCUCCCCCUUGCCCACCUCUCAUCGACCCAUCACAUGAUAUUAAGCAUGUUGCUUGGAGCAGUUCAGGUCAGAACUCCUGCCCUGACGUAGAGCCUGCUGUACCUGCUCCGUCCUCCACAACACCAGGGGACAGCAGUGUGCACGGGCAGCCCUCACGAAAGCAGGAGAUCAUUAAAAUCACAGAGCAGCUGAUUGAGGCCAUCAACAAUGGAGACUUUGAAGCCUACACGAGGAUCUGUGACCCUGGCCUGACUUCUUUCGAACCAGAAGCACUUGGAAACCUGGUGGAGGGCAUGGACUUCCAUAAGUUCUACUUUGAGAAUCUGCUGAGUAAGAACAGUAAGCCUGUGCAUACAACUAUUCUGAACCCUCACGUGCACCUGAUCGGAGAGGAUGCCGCCUGCAUCGCCUAUAUCCGACUGACGCAGUACAUGGACAGUCAGGGCCGCCCACGCAGCUGCCAAUCAGAGGAGACGCGCGUGUGGCACCGCCGAGAGGCCAAGUGGCUCAAUAUCCACUUCCACUGCUCUGGAGCACCCGCCGCACCGCUACAGUGAAGCACACAGGGCAGAGCAUGCCUGAAUACUAAAGCUGAUUGGAGCAUUUCUUCUCCGUGCACGUAUUGCCGCCUGGAGCCCGGCCGUAAGAGAACCUCUUGAAGUUUUGAAAGCGUAAGGGGAAAAAAUUGACACAACAAAGAAAUGUAUUUAAAGCAAACUGUGGCCACCACUUCUGUCCAAUCCUAGCUAGAUGUGGGGCGGGCGGCCAUGGCAGCAGCCCCGCCUUCUGGAUGCUGCAUGCUUCUAAUGCCCACACGGGGCGCUGUAUUGUCUUUACCCAUAAUCUCUGCUGCCCAACAUUCGGAAAUGGUGUUUAAAGUAUUAAUACAUUGUAAAAUAUUGAGAUCUUCACUUGUGUAAUUAACAGUUGAUAGUAAUGGAGGGAAUCAGAAAUGUGUUUUUAAAAAUAAGAGCACGCCAUUUAAGGAGUAAAUGGAGUUCAUUAGAUUUUGUUUUUCUUAUGCAAAGAAUGUGAUUGAAUGGCAUAUCAGAGGAACAGAAAAAUGUUAAGUUGAUAAAUAUCAAACGUUAAAGCACCAAAGUGUAGACUCUAGACAUCUUGGAUUUUAAGAAGAGGAUGUUUUUAAUGUUGCUUUUAUUUUUCUUGGAAGGUUGGGAAAGGGUUUUUUUGGUACUCUGUAGUGUGUUUUUUUUUUUUGUGGAAUUCCUGAUUUUUUAUCUCCUAAAUGAUGCUGUAUUUGUACGUUUUCUGUGUUUUCAACAGAAUUGUUUUAAAGUGGGGCACGAUUUAAUAUAGUUGCGCGUAAAUAGUUAUCACGAGAAAGGAAUAAACAGUCUGUGAUAUUAGGGUAUGGGGAGGGGAGAUGUGCGAGUUGAAUGUCGGUGUUUGUGUAAAUGUCUUUCUUGGGCUCGAUAUGCUUGUUGUUCUCUUGUGUUUUGAGUAGUUGGGUUGGGGUGGGGUUUUUUUGCCUUCCUGUGUGUUUGCACCCAUAACCUCCUAGCUGUCCCAACCUGAAGUUUCGUUUUAAAUCAGUGUUCUGAAUUUAUUGUUUGUCUCCUGGUCACCAGAGGGCACUAAACACUACUUACAUACCAUAAACUUUCUCAAAAAUACUCACCCUUUAGGCUUCCAGCUGUUGUGUAUAUCUUUUUGUAGUUUCUAGGCAUGUCAAAAAGCAAAUAAAUAAAAUGGCCUGUACUGUUUUGCACAUAAGCUUAAUGCGGUUCUGUUCACUUUAUAUGUGGACUGCUUUGCAACUUCAGGUUAUGAAAUCCAUCCAUAGAGACCCAACACUCCAAACUGUCACAUUUCCCCUCCACGAGCGACUGCAGACUUAUAUUUGAUGUUUACGUUGUUACAGUUUUCAUGAUACAUAGUGAGUUGAAGUGAUUAUGGUUUGGUUAGACAAUGGUCACUUGGCCUUCUAGUGUACAGACAGGAUAUUGAAUGAAAAAGACAUUCUGAAUGCAGUUUCAGGAGUUUUCUGUGGUCCAUUUUUUUUUUGCAGAAUCUAUUCUGAUGUUCUGAAUGUUGGUGUUUGUCAUGGAUUUGUUGCAUCUUGUUUUGUUAUAUUUUUCUUCAGUAUAAUCUGUAAAUACUUAUGAGGGAUGAAUCGAGCGCUUGGCUAAUCGGGGAGGCUUCCUUUUAAACCCACACUCAACAAACACUUGGUACACUGUCACGCACAAACACAACUCUCACAGAACUCUGUCUGAUCGCAAAGUAAACAUAUGUUGUUAAAUGUCAUAUAUGAUGCUGGUUUGAAUGUGUUUAAGCACACAGACACAUUGUGUUCCCUUUAAAGUUUCCGUGUGUGAAUCUGUGUGACUCUUACAUUGGCGCAAUGUUCUUGACUGUGUUAUUGCGUAGGGUCUUGUGUGAUUUGUGAUGCCUGAGGGGGCUUUGCUGUUCACCCCUCCCACUCUGUGCUAAGCCAUCGCUUGUGACAUUAUUUUUUGAAGUUGGGCACCAAACGAUAACUCUGUUUAAAAAAAAAAAACUCCUGCCCUAAGGCAUCUUGUGCGUUCACAGAUGAAACCAUCUGCCGUGUCUCCAAACUGUGCUCUCUGUCUCUCCCUGCUGCAGUUUUGUGUGUGUCCCGUCUGUGCUGCAUACCCAAUGACUAUGUCCUAAUGUCCCUUCCUUCAGUCAAAGUGUGUUCUCUGAGAAGUGAAAGUGUCCAGAUUGUUGUAUAGUUAACAAAUAAAACAAACGGUCAAGAGAGGAGAUAUUUUCAGAUGCAGGAGACUGCAGUUCUUGUGACUGUAAGGUGGACACGCGAACUAAAUAACUAGUUAAACCCACUCUUAACAACCAAACCAUAUAUGCAGUUCAAGAGGCGGAAAAUAUGCAUGUGUAACUUUCUGGUAAUAUUUUUCACUGUAUGUGUUUACCUAAAAUUGAAAUCUAUGUAUGUUACCUGCAUCUUCAAGGUAAAUGAAAUGUGGCUCUGAAAUAUGGUUUCCAGUGCUAAAAUGAAAUCGUUUUUAUAAAGAAAAGGACAAAAAGAGAUUAACACAGCUUUAGCUUGGUAUGUUUCCCAAUUCUUGACAACUUUUUGCAUUGUAACCAUAUAAAAUGGGACUACAUAUGACUAUACUCUGAGGUUUAAUUGGAUGCUGGAUUUUUUUGCAUGACCAUACAAUUAAUAAAACUAUGAAUUUAAAUCUAUCAAGUGUUUGUUUGAAUGUUGUUAAGCCAUCAUAACUUUGUUAUUGAAACAUUUCAAAGUAUUUAAUAAAAGAUCAUUUAAA